AUGGCCAGUGAGAGCGACCGUAGACGGCUGGACGUCGACUGGAACGUCGAACAUCUAUACCCUUACGUACCGAGGCCGCCUCUCGAAAGAAGACCUCGUGAUGCGGACACCGUCGCGACCGUCCAUCCCGACUACGACACCUACAGUCGUUUUGUCGCCCAUCUGCCCACGUAUCUCACGGGCGCGCCCGCUCACACCACUAUGUCCGAAUCGCUCUUCCUCGAGCACGACCCGGAUCGGGAAGUCUCGUUCAGCCGCGGGCCGUACGGGUAUUUCGUUACUUUUGGUCAACGAAACGCGUGGCCAAGUACCGAUCCAGGUCCUUCUCCUUUCGAGACGGAAGCCCCCACAACCGCGCCCUCGGAGGUGUUCCUAGGAGACGACCAGGGGUUGUGGCCGGGCGCUACUUGGUACGAUCCCUCUCGGCCGGAGAGUCUGACGCGUCUAUGCCCCGCGCCAGGUUCGCGUCUAGCGGAUUGCGCUUUGUGGGCGUGGCCGUUCGACGACCGGCUGUUCCUCACCGCUCGCCAAUCGAUUGACGGCCAGGAUGCUCGAUAUACCCUGAGCUCGCAGGGGUUUGCCGCCCUCACCCACGUUUCUCGGGACGUAGUGGCGCUAUCCUGCGGGGCUACCCAAUUAUUCGACCAGGAGGUGCACGACACGGACUACUACAUUGCGCGGUUUCCCCCGGCGCAAGGAACUUCCCUAUCCCGAGAAGACUUGGUGCUGUGGAUGGACGAGUGGCGCAGUUCGGCGCUACGCGUAUUGUCGUGGGCGGUGCUUCUGCUACGCGCCGUGCCGCCUGAGCAACGCCGCUGGCUCGCUCCUCCCGGGUGGAUUUAUCCCUCGCACCCCGACUUGUCCUUCCAUGCCGCGGCCGCCGCUUACGGCGUAUGGGACGCCCCACUGGCCGAGGUUAUAAUCGAUGGAAGGAUGCCCGCCAAUCGGUGGCCCCCUCUUGCUCAUCGCGAGUUCGGCAGAGUACCUUUCCGAUGGACCUACCCGAGCUCUCUCCCUUCCGAAACCGCGGAAUCGGCGGCAGAUCUUACGCCUGCCUGGCUGGACCCGGGAUGGGAGGGAUGGGACCGCGUGCAUGACCUCGACGCGCUCAGCCUCGACCCUGCAGUACGUGCAGCAGUGGCAGAUGGCAUCCGACGGGACGUAGAGCUUGCUCGGUUCGGCGCCUGGACGGAGUACUACCUCGUCCGCGGAGGCGCGCAUGGCGAAGGCUCACGUUGCUUCUGGACAACCGUUCGGGAAGGUCGUCGCGACUGGAGCGGGAUCUCAAUUGCGCGCAUCAGUGAACACGAAGUCAGGAGGCGGCAUCUGCACGACCGCAUGCUGAUAUUGCGUAACUUCCCUUACGCGCGCGCGCUCACCUUCCUCGCCUGGAGUGACCGAAAUCGCACGGAUGAAUGGUCCAGGGAGAUGUUCGACUCCGACGUGGAAUCGGACGAGGAUGAGGACGACAUCUCCGAUCUCCCGGUCAUGACUCCGGUGAAUCCGGCGGGUUCCCUUUGGCUUCGUCACCCCGCACCACCUCGCCACGCCGGUCCAACUUACGCAGGGUUUCCCCCUAACCGCCUCAUUGCCCCAGUGGGACUCUUGACCGCCGAGUGGGAGGAUGCUUUGCGACAGCACUACGAUCGUCUGCAUGCGCCUGCUCCAGCACCGCCGUCUCCGCCGCUUACUGAUAUUGCUGAGCCCGCCGACCAGACGUGGCCGGGAUCUCCUGUCGCCCCGGAGGUGGACACGCCGCCCCCGACUACUUCCCGUCACGGCUCUGUGGCUCCCUUAGAGGUGCCCGGGCCGUCAAGCACGAGGGGACGCACGCUUGCUCGGCGCGCGUCCACUGAGUCCAUGGUCAGUCUGGGCGACGAAGACGAUACGGAUGGCCCGACUAGUGCGGAAGCCGUGCUCCCUGCCGCUGUGGACUCUAAGAAGCGGCAGCGUUCCUCCUCUCCUCCUGCUGUUCGUCCGGCUCCCGCUCCUCCUUCACGCGCUUCAUCCACCCCUUCGCCCACGCCGUCCAAGGGUAAAGGCAAAGCACGCACUACCGCGAGCGAGGACGAGCGCGAGCGCGAGCGUCAGGAACGGGCGACAAGGAGGGCCAAUGCCUCAACGAGACGUAGGCGAGAGCGUCGCAAGCGACUGGAGGCUCAAUACUUGUCUCGGCAGCCUCGCGCGCAAGUGACGUCCGAUACGGCCCCGGGCCCCUCCACGCGUCGGCAGGAGCCCGUCAUCCCUAAUGACCUCGUCGACGACUCGGAUGCCGAAGACCGAGAGGAAUCCCAGGACGGCCGCCAAGUCACGGGUGAACCACCCGUCAGCGAGCCUGAUUUGCUUAGCAGGAUGCGUCUCAACAUCCGUGGGGCAGCGGCAAGGGAGGCUUCGAUGCCCGCCCUAGCCCUCCGCAUGGAUGGCGCUCCCGUUGCUCUGCUGUCGGGGCCGUCGACUUCCUCCUCUUCGGAGGCGGCGCGUAUUCCGCCGCCUAUCUACAGCCCUGGGCGGCGCCCUAUGGCUCGUACGCCCGGCUGGACUGCAGCUCCGUCUCGCUGGUCGUCGAGCCCGUUACCCUUAGUGCCGACUGAUUGGAGGACCGAGAUCGCGGCUUUGUCUCCUCGCGUCGUAGACUCUGUGCCGGGCGUAUCCUGGCCCCAGGUUCAACUCCCUUCGGUGGAGACUUCCGUUGCGCUCGAGGGCAUCAUCGUGCUUUCCGAGCACGGGCUGCUGCGCUACCGUCAUUGGCGUUCAGCCCACGCCGAUGGCGCGACGGACGAGUUCGUGCGCUGGAUGGUACAACGCGGUGUUCGCUGGGACCACGGCGCCCGCGGUCGUAUAUCCGCACCUCCUACGACUGCCAGCUUUGCCGGCGCGCCCGAUGCGCCUCCGGCCUGGUCCGACUGGCUUCUACAGGUCGAGGAUCUGCUCGCCUUGCCCCGCGCUCGUCAUUUCAUUCGAGACGGGGGCAUUGCGUGGCGCCUCGCGCUCGAGUUCGGCCCUCCCAACCUCGUAGCUUCGGUGUUCUCUGGUCCGUCUACUGAGGCCCGAUCACCUUUGCCCGGUGAACAAUGGGCCGGCGAGGGCAUCGUCGUCGAUCGCCCAACCACGGAGGACUACGAGUUGCUGAUCGGUCGGGCGGGUGGUCGUUCUUGGUGGCCGCACCCGGAUGAAUGGGACGCCAAUGUCGGGCCAGGCGAGUGGACUCUGGGGCUCGAGCGCUGGUUCCAAGCGAGGCUCCGCGGCACGAACGUCGUCGACGGUCACGAUGUCGGGACUCCGCGUCUCCCUGUUGCGGACGGUGCUUGGCGCGCACACCUCAAUCACGCCCUUCACGCUCGCCAGCGCCAUCUGCUCUCCCAGGGCGAGGGGCGUGUGCUGCCGUACCUGCUUGCUUUGGCGGAAGUGUCGGACGCUAUGCGUCGCCUGGACUUGGAUUAG
Peniophora sp. CBMAI 1063 is the source of this 3441-nucleotide messenger RNA. The record is from the annotation of a GenBank genome assembly. NCBI's taxonomy places the organism in Eukaryota, Fungi, Basidiomycota, Agaricomycetes, Russulales, Peniophoraceae.